Messenger RNA from Prunus armeniaca (apricot), 651 nucleotides. Lineage: Eukaryota; Viridiplantae; Streptophyta; Magnoliopsida; Rosales; Rosaceae. The record is from the annotation of a GenBank genome assembly.
AUGACCGGGCCGCCGUCCUCUUCCUACCCCGGCCAGGUCCCGCCGCCAGCCGCCGUGAUUUCGCCGGAAAACGAGGAGAAAAGCUCCGGUUUUGACAGAAACUUCGCCGGCUUCGUUCUCCGUCGUCCGGCCACCGAUUCCGGCAAGAAUGCAAUUGAUCGGAUCUUAAGAUACGUAAAGUCAGCACCUGGAAAAGGAUUAAUGUUCUCAAAAAAUAGAGAUCUCGAAGUUGUUGGAUAUACAUAUGCUAAUUGGGCUGGCUCCAUUACUGAUAGAUGUUCUACUUCAAGUUACUUGAACUUCGUGGGAGAAGCAGAGUAUCGAGGAAUGGCUCACAGAGUUUGUGAACUACUGUGGAUCAGAAGACUAUUGACAGAAUUGGGUUUCAAGUCAGGAAAACCAGUGGAGUUACAUUGUGAUAACAAAUCAGCCAUUGACAUUGCCCAUAAUCCAGUUCAACAUGAUCAAACCAAACAUGUUAAAGUGGAUAGACAUUUUAUCAAAGAGAAGAUUGAGAAGAAGAUCAUCCGCCUACCAUUCGUAAAAUCAAAAGAUCAACUGGAAGAUAUCUUAACAAAAGCUGUUUGUGGCAGAGUAUUUCAUAACUCACUUACCAAGUUGGGCAUUGGUGACAUAUAUGCACCAACUUGA